Pyrenophora tritici-repentis Pt-1C-BFP is the source of this 1242-nucleotide messenger RNA. RefSeq lists its product as uncharacterized. NCBI's taxonomy places the organism in Eukaryota, Fungi, Ascomycota, Dothideomycetes, Pleosporales, Pleosporaceae. The record is from RefSeq and is a predicted model, not a curated record.
AUGCGGCUGCCUCAUCGAUCCAUCAGCAGUAUCCAGCCACUUCCUUCCAUAUACACAACCUUUCCCACGAACUACGAGAGCAGUCAAUCUACCCUCACUUCGGGCAUCAACUCAGGGACAUGUUUAAUCUCACGUAUCGAGGAUGGCAUCGAAGUCGUUCCUUUGGAGAGAAGUCAUGUCCUCUCAGCCCCAAUACUGAGUCCGGAUCAAGAAGAGAAAGAGGUUUUCGUGUCAACUUCUGCGGAGAUUGCUGUUCUUGAAAAGCCUCUACCCAAUCUUCCCGCGUGUAUAUGGAAUCGCAUGUCUCUCAGACAGCGUAUAUUGGCAUUUCUAACUCUGCAAUUCAUAUUGCUGGUCACGAUCGGGUGCAGUCUCUUGGCUGUCAAGCGUCGAUCUUUACACAGUGAUCAGGCUUCUACGGCAUACGUUGGCAGUGAUAUACCCCCUGACUCAAGCGCCAUUAGCGAAAUUCGACGUGGUAUAUUCGCGCUCCCCAUUCAGGUUCCGCAAAAGCAAAGCUCUGCUUGUUUGGCACGCAUGAACGAAUCAAUAGCAUGGACAUGUGCAUCCAACGCAACACUGCAACUGAGUGUGCUCCCUGCGCCAGUAGGUGACGACAAUGCGACAAUGGUUGCGAUGACAUCGCCGCCCAAUAUCAAUGCUAUCUACUUUGGUGAACAAAUGCCCGACAUACCGCCUGUUGAGAUUCUAGAACUUGAGAGUACCACCAGCGAGAAUGGUUUCGCUUAUUACUUUCGCACUACGUAUGAUAGAGUCGUGUUGCUUAGAGAAGACGAGUUCACUCAAGUCGAGAAGGGACAAGCACGGUCGGAUCCACAGCAUACCAGCUUCUUACCUGGGAAAAGCCUUUGGCAGUGUACCUUCAAAGAGACAACAAUCAAAGGCUAUAUUUACGUUAAAAAGCCCACGAAAACUGAUGCCUCAAACACUGAAUCGAACCCGGCUAAUGCGACGAUUAUGACCCGGCUACCACUGAUUCCCUAUUUAUUGAAGCUAGUUGAGGAACGCCUUCCGAACGGAAAGACACCUUUUUGUGAGAAGAUGUUGGUUCAGCGCGACGAUACUCUGUCUUCGCAGUCACAAAUUAUAAACCUGAGUCUGAGCGAUCCCCAAGCUGAGGCUGCAGCAUACACACCACCACCCAAGACACGGAUGAACUAUCGAAAAAGGGAUCAGGACGCUACUUCUAGUCAUUGUCAGUGCCAGUGGCUUAUCCAAUGA